This is a messenger RNA of Penaeus monodon (black tiger shrimp), 4030 nucleotides long. RefSeq lists its product as uncharacterized. NCBI's taxonomy places the organism in Eukaryota, Metazoa, Arthropoda, Malacostraca, Decapoda, Penaeidae. The transcript is spliced from 3 exons. The record is from RefSeq and is a predicted model, not a curated record. The coding region runs from base 390 to 3191 and encodes 933 amino acids.
CUUCAAGGGAAAGCGAGCCAAGGAUUUUCCCAUUUCUGAAAACGCAACCAUGAUAGAGUGAUCAUCCGAGUUGAAGCUCUUCUCUUGCGUCUCAGUUUGGUCACUGGAUUCUAGAAACAACAAACAAGUUACUGUGUUCCUGUACUUGAGUUUACUCCAUGGUAUCUCUGGGAGCAUGUAUACACCUGGAAACAUAGGUUUUGAUAUACUGGUUGCAUGGAGCUCAAGAGUUAGGAUUAAGCAGAGUUUACAUCAGGUUUUCAGUGGACAUAUUGUUGCAUCAAGAUUUACACCACAUAAAAUAGUCAUAUAUGGAGUAUACUGUAAUGACUGUUUAUGUUGUUCACCAUGAUCUAUGACCCUUUUUAGCCUCCCAUCAUUCAGCUGCCAUGGCUCUUGAGUGCUCAGAAUGUGGUAAACAGUUUACAAAUAAAGAGGCUCUCAAUAAACACAUGUUAAUGCAUACAUGGGAAACACUUUACAGUUGUGAACAGUGUGGGGAGAACUUUUCACAAAAGGUUUCUCUUAAGAAACACAUGAUCUGUCAUGGUGAUAAAAAAACAUUUAAAUGUGAACUAUGUGGGAGUGUUUAUAGUGCGAACAAGAAUUUGAAGAGACAUCUGAAAACUUGUGGCAGUACAGGAAGCCUUAGUAAAACAAAAUGCCUCCACCCUUCGUGUGAGAAGAGGUUUUUCCAUGUAACCAAGAUGAUCCAUCACCUGGAGAGCCACCACUCAGGAAUGAAGGUGGAAGUCAGUGAGAUUCAUUUCCAGUCACUCUCGGACUUUACAGAAUGGAAGGAAGAGGAAGAAUACCAGACCCACACAUUCUUCAGUAGGGCCAGUGGAAAGACACACCUGAAGGGGGCAGUGUACUGGUACUUCACCUGCCAGCAUGAUGGAUCAGCCAGGUUCCAUUGCAAGAAGGGUGAGGCAGGGAGACUUACUAACAGGAAGUGGAUGAAGGGGAGAGUAAAGACUGGUCUCACCUGUCCCUCCCGCAUCAUGGCCAGGCAGUUCAAUGAUGGCAGAGUCUCAGUGAAAUACAUAUCCACCCACAGUCAUGAUGUCAUCUCUGAGAACAGGAAGUUCCAGCCUUUGUCAGGAAGAUUGCUGAGUAAGGUGAAGCAGCAGUUGGCAAAUGGAAUCACUCCCAAAGAAAUUCAGAAGAACCUACAAAAGGGCAUUGUUCUCAAUAAUGAUGGAGUGCCAAAGAAAGAUCACCUGGUGACACUGAAGCAGCUUAAUCAGCUUAAGAGGAAAAUCUGGCAGAAAUCUCAGCCAAGACUUAGUGACUUGUGUUCACUUGUGUCCUUAGUCAGUAAGCUCAAAGAAAGUCCAUCGGAUCCAGUCAUUGUGUACAAGCCUGAUGGACAAAACAUUGUUUGUGGAAACUCAAAUCUUGCUGACUUGCCACACUCACUAGAACUUGUCACAAUAGGCCUUCAGACAGAAGAACAACUGAAAAUCAUAAAAGACAAUGUUUUGAGAAUUGUGAGUAUUGUGCCAAUUAAUUGGUUCAGUGAAAUGGACAUUUGCAUGGUUAGUUUGGUGGUGCCAGAUGACUGUGGGUCUGGUCAUCCCAUUGCACAUUUCAUCACAAACUAUGUAGAUGAAGCAACUUUGAAGUGUUUAUUUUUGAGCCUUUUGGAGAGAUGUCCUCUUUUGAAGAUCAAUGCUAUUAUGACAGAUGAAAACAACUUUGGUUUAAAUGCUCUUAGGUCAGUGUUUGGGGAUACAAGACAUCUUCUUUGCCAGGGCCACACUAGAAGAAAUUGGCAGGAGAAAUUACAAAAACUGAUAAACUGUGAUAAAACCAGGUAUGAGGUGUCCGCAAUCUUGGACAUGUUGUUGUAUGAAAGGGAAGAAGAAACAUUUAAACAGAUGUGUUAUACUUUCAUUGAGAGUUAUGGUAAAACAUGCUCAGCAUUUAUAGAGUACUUUUGUGAGCAUUAUUUGGACAGACAGCUGAAGUGGGCCAGUUGCUUCAGAAGACUUCCUGAAGGUGGAUUUGAUUCUAUGGAAUAUGGUGAAGCCUUCAAAAGUAGACUUAGAAGUUAUCAAAGAGAGAGGAAUUGUGCAAAUGCAAUGAGUGACUUAGUGCUAACACUCCUAGCUUUGGAACAGGGAGACUCUGUAAACACUGUAGACCACAGAAGACAGCAAAUUGAUAAAACUAACAGACACACCAAGGGAAUGCAAAUUCCAGACAGCAUUGUGUCCCAGGAGAGUGGAGUUUGGAAAAUUACUGAUGGAAGUCACUGUCAGGGUUUUUACUAUGUUACAAAGGUUGCAGAUGUUUGUCAAGAAGAUCUCUGCUUCCAGAAGUGCUUAGACUUAUCAUGUGUUGGUUUGUGUUCUCAUCUUUAUGUGUGUAAUUGUGAAGACAUGACAGGGCUGUGUAGGCAUGUUCACAAAAUACACUCUAUGGAAUUUAGGAAGCAGAGUGCACUGAAGAGUGAACAAGAAAUUUAUUAUGAGCAUGAACAAGAGGUAUAUUGUAGUAAAGAAGAUGUAGUUUAUGAAGCACAAGAACAAAAAAAUUAUAGUGAACAAGAUGAACUAGUAAGUUGUGAACCAGAACACAGCAUAUAUAUUGCACAAGAAAUGUCACUCAAACAGGAACCUGAGUUGUAUUAUGAACAAGAAAUUUUUAUUGAACAGGAACAAGAAAUUUGUAGUGACCAGAAACAGAACUUGUAUGAACAAGUUCUUGUUUAUGAAGAACUUGGAGGAGAGGAUUUUGUUGAAGAAAACAUGAAUCAUCAUUGCUCAGAGCUUGGAACUAUCAGUUGCAUAGCAGAUGAUAAAAUGUGCAGGCAGAAAAUGAAUCAUAACAUUGAAAAACGUGAAACUCCCUCUUCAGAGCAUGAACAUUCAUUAGCAAAGGAAGGUAGCACCUCUGAUGCCAUUAUUACAAACAUCAACAGACUCAAAUACUACAUGAAAGAUCCGAAGGUAAAAAAACUCCUCUUGUCACACAUCUCAGGCACUAUGAACAAGCUUGUUAUGCAUUGUGAGGCUGUGUCUCCUGAAUCCAAAAAGGUGAGCCCUUCCAGUGCUGUAUCAGAAGGGGAGGUAUUCAGUCCUUCUAUCACUCUUGUGGAUUGCCAGUCCUCCACUCCCUCUGUCUCUGUUGUGCAUCCUGGAGAUGCAAAUUCUGGUGCUGUUGAAUACUUUCAGCCCAAGUGAAUUGAAUUAAAUACUUUUAAGACAUAUAUUACAGAGCCAUCAAUUUUUUUUUUUAGCCAACUUUAUAGAAUCAUCCUCUUUCAUAUAUGUUUUUAUGUUACUGACAUAAAUGUUUAUGCCUAGAAUUUCUAACUCGAGUGGGCUGAUUUUGUAAUGGGCUCUAUUUUUUUAUCCAUAUUUGUAGUCUGCACACUUCUUUUGGUAAUAUUUUGUAUAGGUCUAUGUACAAAAACAAAAGUAUCAUGCAUCACGACUGAUAUGAAAAGCCUGUAUGGUAAUUUGAAGAAAUAAUAAAUAUAUCUCUUAUGUUUGAGGGUUGCCAUAGUGGAGUGGUUACCCUUGCAAUUGGAACUAGGAGGUCUCUAAAUACAUUGGUGCAAGUCGUGGCUGUAGUCCAAGAUUGGGAAUGGCAACCACUUGGGGUCUCCACCUGCCAAGUAAAAGCCCUUCAGACAAAGUAAGGUACCGUCCUAGCCCUAAUUUAUUGAGUAAAUCCAGUCACACAUAUCUUUUGUAUGUGAAGUGAAACACACAAUGAAAACAAAUUUUUAGUCUGUGAACCUUACCAAAGAUUGAUUUCUGUGUUCUCAGCUGUGAAGUGCAUAUUCAGAUUGUUGAGGAUAAAUUUAUGGUUUUACUGCAAAAAAUUUGAGGGUUUUGGAAAAUAUUGAACUUGUACAUUAUUUUUGUUAUGCACAAUCUUUAUAAUAAAAUCACUCUUUUUGUUUUUCUCUAUUUGAGAAAGCUGUUAUACGGUAUAUGUUUUUUUGUGUUGCUAUUUAUUAUCUAUUUGAGAAACUUCUUUGAGAUAUUAAAAAUUAUUAUUGUAUAUAUAAAGA